This is a messenger RNA of Ceratitis capitata (Mediterranean fruit fly), 860 nucleotides long. RefSeq names its product cuticle protein 64. The record is from RefSeq and is a predicted model, not a curated record. The coding region runs from base 82 to 486 and encodes 134 amino acids. NCBI's taxonomy places the organism in Eukaryota, Metazoa, Arthropoda, Insecta, Diptera, Tephritidae. The transcript has 2 exons.
UUUAAUCAUAACAACAUUUGUGCUUAACUUAAUCUUGUGUUGUAGUUGUGCGUCCAAAUUCAUUCAAAAACCUCAAACAAAAUGUUCAAAUUGAUCGUUACCCUGUCUGCACUCUGCGCCGUCGCCUCCGCUGGCUAUCUGGGUGGUUAUGGUCUCGGUGGACACGGUUUGGGUUAUGGCUUAGGUUAUGGCGGUUACAGUGGUAUUGUUGCACCAGCCGCCUAUCAUGCUCCCCUUGUGGCAUCAGCGCCAAUUGUGAAAACCUACAGCGCACCAAUUGUAGCCGCACCCAUUGUGAAGACUAUCGCGCCUGUUGCUACCUCAUACGCCAACACCUACAAAGUGGCCACCAAAGCGAUUCCUGUAGUGCACGCUGCUCCAGCCGUGUAUGCCGCGCCUGCCUACCACACUGCCUCCACCUAUCACGGUUCGUUGAGUCCCUAUGGUCUUAACUACGGUAGUUAUGGUCAUGGUCUGCUGCAUUAAGUGUGCUUAUUGGUUUAGCGAAACGUGUAUGAACGAUAUUGGAAAAGGAUCAUGAAAAGGAUAAUGAGAUUUUUGAUAUUACUAAAACCGAUGAUGGAAGUUGGUUUUCUUUUUUACUCGUCGUGUCAUCUUUCAUUCAUACAUUAUAAAUUCUACAAGACAUUAUUAUCUCCUUAAAUCCUGUGAGCAUCGAGUGAGUUUAGAGUGAGACUUUAUCGAGUGUACAGGCUAUUCUUUUCAUGGAGUUCACACAAGCGUGAGUGUAAGCAGUUGUUGGAGUGAGUGAAUUAAAGAGUUAUCAAAUGCAUUGACUAAGUGCCCGAUUUUUAUGUAUUUGUUUCUGAGUGUAUUUUUUAUAUAGUUUUAAAUAAAUU